GUCCUAUACACCCAAAUCCCACCCCAAAUUUGGGAUUUGGGUGUAAGGUUGGAGAUGGAUGGCCUUCAGUGGAGCUUGUCUUCGUUUCCGAUCUCAAGAGUAGAAACGGAGGUUUAGAGGGAGGGAUGUGGUCCAUCGCGGUGAGCAUAGGGGUGCUGCUGCCCUUCCCCUUCUACUAUGUUCUUUGGCUCUGGCCUCAGCUGUGGGUGGAGCUCUGCGGCAAUGGAGUUGAUCCCUCGCAUCUAAUGGCCCAGGUCUCUCAUGCCCUCAAAGUUAUCCAGUUUAUCUCACUCUUCUCCGUUUCCAGCUUCUCAUGGCCUCCUUGGUAUUGCUGGCUCCUCUUCAUCGUUGGCCAGUAUCUAAACUUCAAGGUUUAUCAACUGCUAGGUGAGUCAGGAACUUACUAUGGCGUGCGUUUUGGAAAGGAAAUUCCAUGGGUAACAGAGUUUCCGUUUGGCUAUAUAAAGGACCCGCAAUACAUAGGAAGCAUUCUUAGCUUGUUGGCAUGUUUAUGUUGGGCUCCAUUCACAUAUGUGUUUCUCUGGAUUCUCGGUUAUCUGUUUAUCAUGAAGGUGGAGUCCCAGGAAGAUCCAACAACUCGUGCGAAGCACUGUUGACCCAAUGAAAGGGUUGAAACUGCCGAAUCAAUCACAUUUAGGAGACUGAUUUGUUCUUUCAUUUGUCAAAUUUUUCGUUGGUGUUAAUUUAUUUCCGCAAUGGCUAAUAAAUUGCCUUAAUGUCAUUGAGAACUCAGGUAUGUUAACAAGUGACAAACUUUCUUUCGGUGUA
Molecule: messenger RNA, 789 nt
Organism: Dioscorea cayenensis subsp. rotundata (Guinea yam)
Lineage: Eukaryota; Viridiplantae; Streptophyta; Magnoliopsida; Dioscoreales; Dioscoreaceae
Product: phosphatidyl-N-methylethanolamine N-methyltransferase
Exons: 2
Coding region: 126-617 (163 amino acids)
Biological process (GO): phosphatidylcholine biosynthetic process
Molecular function (GO): S-adenosylmethionine-dependent methyltransferase activity
Source: RefSeq, a predicted model, not a curated record